GGACGGGCGGGCAGCGGCGAUCUGGCCUGCGUAUAUGAAUGUGCGUUUGGCGCAGGAGCUGGUUGUACGAUACAAGAACGCGUGCAGGCUAAGGCAGUGGAGUCUCUUUUCCACGCAUCAUCAUGACCAUCAACAUUGCCCCAUCCAGCUGGCGAACUUUGCCUCCAGCGCUGCGUGGUUGCCUUAUUGUCCUCGAGUGCAGCUCCCCUGCGUCUCCCAUGGCAUACGGGCUGGCUGCUGUCUGCCUGUUGGAGGUGAAGCCGAGCGGGGCACGGAGAAACGCACGGACGAACAUGGGCACGGCCGACGCGUUUGUGGCCCGUGGAAGGUGGAGUGGAGGUGCGUCGAUGGGGAGGUGAUGCAACCCUCAGUUCUAGCCUGCAACGCCUCGCUCGCUGGUGGCGGUGCUGACAUGUGCUGUGUGCGAGGGCAGGCACCGGGGGGGGCGAGGACGAAGUGGC
Molecule: messenger RNA, 461 nt
Organism: Tilletiaria anomala UBC 951
Lineage: Eukaryota; Fungi; Basidiomycota; Exobasidiomycetes; Georgefischeriales; Tilletiariaceae
Exons: 1
Coding region: 123-359 (78 amino acids)
Source: RefSeq, a predicted model, not a curated record